AGUAAAACUCAAAUCUCCAUCGACAUGCUUUGCUGUUUGUCGCCAUUUAUUACGUUGUUGCUAUCGCCAUGACCUUCGUCUGUUGCCUUCCGUGCAUUGCCAUCGUAUAGUCUAUCAUCAAACAUUGUGUAGAUUGAAUUCCAGAAAUUAAAAGAAGUUUUUUCAAAAUUAUAAUGAUUAAUGCAAAUCUUAGAAGAAUACAACAGAUCGACAUAAUAUUUAUAUUGACAUAAUAUUUUGUAUUGAGUUAUGCGGCAUGAUUUUUCUUAGACUGCACAUCUUUGUUUUCACCAAAUCAACGGGUCUGCAACUGUUUCUAAGUGUUUUCUUCGGUUUAAAGUGAUUUAAUUACACAAAAUUAGUGAUUUCGCUAUAAUUAUAAGGUUCAUAAUAUCUGGCAAAUGAGGUCACGUACGCUUAUCGUACCAUAUGCUAGUCAAGGUGCACGCAAAAACAAUAUCUUUUAAAGGGAAUCCAAUCCAUUAACGUCAAGGGUAUCCAUUUAACAGAAAGCAUGGAUUUUUCCAACGUCCUUAACCGCAGUGAGCCACAUCAACGCACUAUCAUUCACUUAGACAUGGACUGUUUUUAUGCACAAGUCGAAGAGAUACGUGAUCCCAGCCUGCGUAUUCGUCCACUUGGCAUACAGCAGAAAAACUUCGUAGUCACUUGUAAUUAUAUUGCCCGUGAAUUUGGUGUUAAAAAAUUAAUGGCUGUAGAGGAGGCACAACGUCUAUGUCCGACACUGACAUUAGUAAAUGGAGAGGAUUUAACACCCUAUAAGCAAAUGUCUCAACGUAUAUUUGAUGCACUUCUGACUUUCACACCAUUGGUGGAGAAACUGGGAUUAGAUGAAAAUUAUUUAGAUGUGUCUGCGCAAGUUUGUAGACGAAUUGAAAGUAAUAAUUAUAUACAGUCUGAGAAUUCAACAAUUUCCACUACUUCAUUCCCAAAAAUCGAGGGUCAUAUAUAUCCAGAUACCGGUGAUUUUAUGUCGAGCUGUAAUUGCGGUUGUGCUCAGCGACUAGCAGUUGGUUCACAAAUCGCCAAGGAAAUACGUUUGGCAUUGCUUGAGCAACUGAAUGUCACUUGCUGUGCUGGUAUAUCAUACAAUAAAUUAUUGGCUAAAUUAGUAGGAUCUCAACAUAAACCAAACCAACAGACAGUUCUCUGUUCUGACUAUGCGGAGCAGUUUAUGCGAGAUUUAAAUGGCUUGCAUAAAGUUACUGGCAUAGGACAAAAAACUGAAUCCCUACUUUUGGAAAGUGGCAUUGCUAAUAUUACCGAGUUGCAAAACUGUAAUAUGGAUACGUUACGAAAAAAAUGUGGAUUUGAAACUGCUACGAGGUUAAAAGAACUGGCGUAUGGUAAGGAUACGAGUUCGGUACGUGCAUCGGGGAAACCAAAAACUAUUGGUCUUGAAGAUUCAUGUCGUCCGAUUUCCGUUCGCACCGAAGUUGAAGAACGUUUCCGUUUACUGCUAUUGCGUUUAUUAGAACAGGUGGCAGAAGAUGGUCGUAUACCAAUUGCAAUAAAAGUAGUUUUACGUAAAUUCGAUUCUCAGAAGAAGACCAGUCAUCGUGAAACGAAGCAAGUAAACAUUUUGCCCUCACUCUUUAGAUCACUGCCAUGCUCUGAAAGUGGUGGACCAAAGGUUGUCCUUGCUGAAGGCGCUCAAGAAAAGUUACUAAAGAUUAUACUACGGCUGUUCGAAAGAGUCGUUGAUCUUACAAAACCUUUUAACAUUACGCUUAUCGGUCUAGCGUUUUCAAAGUUUCAACAACGCAAACUUGGCUCGUCUUCGAUUGCCAACUUUCUAAUAAAGAAAACCGAUCUAGAAGUGCAGUCCAUUACUUCGUUGACCAACACAGACGUACCCACGUCAUCUGAGAGUCCAACUGCAUCGAUAUCAUCAACGAAUAGUGAUGAAGCAUUCCGUUCAUCACCCACCACAUUUCAGCCCAGUGAUCAAUUCUAUCGUAGACGUGCAACCGCAGCUUCGCCUAUACCCAUGCUGGUCGACAAUGGAUCUGAAUCUGCGGCAACCAAUUCAGACUUUUCUGAUUUCUCUGAAACCGAAGUUGAACCUUCGCCUAAAAAGAGUCGCAUCGGUCGCCUACUAAUGGCAAAACGUCGCUGUCUGGGAAGUUCUGCAGUUUGCAGUUCUAACGACGCAGCUGAUGUUGCUUCGCCAAGUAAGUUGCGUGUUUGUGAUCUGCGAUUAAACUCACGUGACAGCGAAAAAGAUUUUGUAACGAGCCCAACAAACGGUCCUACAAGUACCAGCAGUUCUCUUGCUGUUGCAUCUACAUCCACAUCUGCAAUGGCAUCGUUUAUAUCUCUCCAACGUUUUCGUACAGUUCAACCACCCGCCACACUACUUACGAAGGUUAACCGAGUUUCAGUGGGAAAUCGGAAUUUCACUACACAACGUCAAAUUUCGUCUACGCCAUCAUCUACUACUUCAUCACCAUUACCGUCACCCAUGGAUGAAACAAUUAGUAACGCUAGUACACCAGCAAGUUGUGACAUCCCAGCAGGAAAACAAGAAGCUGAAUCUAUUACUUCUACAACUAGUUUGCCUUCAGAAUCCUUUGCUGAAUUAUCAACCACAUCCGAAGUAGUAUCCAUCACAACAACCACAAACACAACAACUAUCACGGGAAAUCUUUCCAAUAUACCAUGCCCCGCUGGUGUAGAUACGACCGUUUUCAAUGAGCUACCCUUUGAUGUUCAAAAUGAAUUGAUUGCCUCCUGGCGUACAUCUCUUGCUGCAGCAGCAGUUGCUGUUGCCAAUGGCAAUAUCAGACCAAACAGUAAUACCAUUUCGUCUGGUACACCACAUUCCGGUCAGGGGAGCAGCGCUGUAGCUGCUAAAGCUGGCGGUGUCGCGCCCACUGCAAAUGGUGGACAGAAAAAUACUUUAUAUCGGUAUUUUCUAAGGAAUAAGUGAUACUCUGUGCGGCUGCUAUAGCUAAACGCCAUUGGAAUGCAUUUAUUUAAUCAGAUUGGUUGAAUGUAUAUAUGUUUAAGGAAAUUAGUAUACCGAAGAAAAUGCACCAUCUGACCAUCAACUCAUACCAUAAACUUUUUAAGAAAAACUGUUUCCGUCAUUUAUUGUAAAACUGAACGAAAAUUUGUUAAAGCAAAAAAAUAUUAAUGCCAAAA
Messenger RNA from Ceratitis capitata (Mediterranean fruit fly), 3168 nucleotides. It is a transcript of the gene PolI, whose product is annotated as DNA polymerase iota. NCBI's taxonomy places the organism in Eukaryota, Metazoa, Arthropoda, Insecta, Diptera, Tephritidae. The coding region runs from base 515 to 2953 and encodes 812 amino acids. Gene Ontology annotation, biological process: translesion synthesis. Gene Ontology annotation, molecular function: damaged DNA binding; DNA-directed DNA polymerase activity. The transcript has 3 exons. The record is from RefSeq and is a predicted model, not a curated record.